UGUUAGAAGCGGUUCUGCUGUUUGUUUAGAUCAGACUGGAGACUAAAGUUCUUGAGAUGUUUGAUCAGCAACAGCUUCUGGUUUUUAUCCUUCAGGAGUUCAGCUGCAGAGCGGCGACGGAGAUCUGGAAACACACGAAGAAGAACCGGAACAACACGGAGGAGGAGCUGCAGGCGCUGAUGAAGGAACUCUGUGAGGCUCUGAUGCAGCAGCUGCAGCGGCUGCUGGAAGGAAAACUGCAGCUGCAGGAGAUUAAAGAUGUGGAGCCUCAGUCAGACUCCGCCCCCCCUGCAGCAGAGGAAGACGUGCAGCUGGAGGUGAACAGCCAAUCAGAUGCUCCCAUAGGGGACACUGGCCAAUCAGAGCAGGCUCCUGUGGCGUGCGGUGGGCGGAGCUUCAGCUGCAGCAUCUGCAGCAGCAGCUUCUCCAGACGCUGCAACCUGCAGGCUCACCUGCGCAUCCACAGCAGAGAGCGUCCAUUCAGCUGCAGCGACUGCGGCCGCAGCUUCUCGGCCAGCAGCAGCGUGCGCGUCCACCAGCAGAUGGUUCAUCGCCUGCAGCGACCGCACCGCUGCAGCCACUGUGGGAAGUUGUUUGGUACCCGCAGCCACCUGCAGAUGCAUCAGGCAGCCGCCCGGCAGCCGCUGGUGUGUGCGUCCUGCGGGGAGACGCUGGCGGCGGCGUGCAUCCUCAGGAAGCACCGGCUGACAUGUCUGAAGGCCCGCGAGAAGUUCAGCUGCACAGACUGCGGGAAGGAGUUCUCCAAACGCAGCUACCUGUCGGCGCAUCGCAGAGUCCACCUGAGCCACAAACCCUUCACCUGCUCCACCUGCGGUAAAGGCUUCACGGCGCGUCGCAGCGUCCACGUGCACCAGCUGACGGUGCACCGCGGCCUGAAGCCAUUCAACUGCAGCGUCUGCGGGAAGUCGUUCACCCAGCAGAGCGGCCUCAGAGCGCACCAGCGCACACACAGUGGCGAGCGCCCGCACGUUUGCGAACACUGUGGCCGCAGCUUCUCCAGCAGCAGCAGCCUGACGGUGCAUCAGCGCGUCCACACCGGCGAGAAGGCCUUCAGCUGUGACGUCUGCAGCAAGAACUUCAGCGUGGCGGCUAACCUGCGACGGCAUCGGCUCAUCCACUCGGGUCACCGGGCAUUCAGCUGCAACGUGUGCGGUCGCAGCUUUACGCAGGCCGGACACCUGAAGGUGCACCGCGCGCUGCAUGGCGAAGGCUGGGCCUUCAUCUGCAAUGCCUGCGGGAAGGGCUUCAGACAGCGCAGCGCGCUGCUGGUGCACGAGAGGAGCCACGGUGGCGUCAAACCGUACGGCUGCAGCAACUGUCCCAAAACCUUCUCGUCUUCCAUGUCGCUGCGGCGCCACCAGCAGGUGCACGACAGCCAGAAAGCACACACCUGCCACGAGUGCGGGAAAAGCUUCAGCAGCAGCCAGGUGCUGAAGACUCACCUGCAGCUGCACGCCGGCAGCAAGGCCUUCUCCUGCGACGUGUGUGGGCGGAGCUACAGCUCGCUGAGCUACCUGAAGAUGCACCGCCGCAGCCACUCGGAGGGGAAACUGUUCGGCUGUAGUCAGUGUGACAAGAGCUUCUCCACGCAGACCAGCGCAGCGCUGCACCUGCGCACGCACAGCGGAGAGAAGCCCUUCGUCUGCGAGGUCUGUGGGCGGAGCUUCAGUGUGUCACAGAACCUCGUCAGACACAAACGUGUCCACAGCGGCGAGAAACCGUUCGAAUGCGACGUCUGCGGGAAACGGUUCAGUCAGAACAACAACCUGAAGACACAUCAGCUGGUCCACAGUGGACACAAACCGUUCAGCUGCAACGUCUGCAGCCGCAGCUUCACCGCCAGUAGGAGCCUCAGGGAGCAUCGCUGCAUCAGCUGAUCGUCGCUGCAGGACUCAGGUGACCUGAUUGGUGGUCAGUCAGCCUCAGAACUGACUUUUUUUUACUCUUUUAAUAAAAAGCUGCAAACAUCUGAUUUGUGCGGAGAGGAAAUCCUGUUUCUCCUGCAGGAGGAAAAGUUUCAUCUCUGAAAUAUUUACUGAAUUACUUCAAACGUCCUGAAAUGUUUCUGAUGUUUGUUGAUCCAAUGCAGGAAGAAGCUCACUGCAUUCAUCUUGAAUCAACUCUUCUGUAAAUUAAUUCCACCUGUUUAGUUUGGGUGCUUCAUUUUCUGGAACCUUUUAAAGGUUCUCUCAGUACCUUUUAAAGGAUCAUAGAGAAUGUUUUAAAGGAUCUUAGAGAACGUUUUAAAGGAUCAUAGAGAACGUUUUAAAGUACCUGAUCUGAAAAAUGCAAUUAUUAACGCAUGGGACAGAAUUGAUGAAAAAUUGUUCAUUCAGAGCCAAAAAGGUGCAGAAGUGACUUGCAUUAUGGGAGACGAUAAAUUAAGAAGUUCUGAUCUUUUUGUCACCAUUUUAAAUAAUAUUUAAUCAAAUUUAGCCCUCAAAGGAAAUAUAAAGAACUAUCAAGACUUGAACAAAAAAUGCAUAUUUCGAGUAGUGAAAGGACUCAAAAAAGCUCAAUCUGAAAAUAUCUGAUAUUCUAUAUUUAAAUUUAUACCUGCUCUUAUCUUUAUGCUGUGGACUGUAUAUUGUAUAGGAUUAGACUUUGCUUGUUCCAUAUUCAGUGUUUCAGUAAGACUUGUUUGGGUCCAUAUAAAAUGUUCAUUGUUUAAUUUGGAGGAAGGUUUUUUUCAAUAAAUGUCAACGUUAGCCCGCGGA
This is a messenger RNA of Amphiprion ocellaris (clown anemonefish), 2738 nucleotides long. Its product is annotated as oocyte zinc finger protein XlCOF6-like. Bases 57 to 1898 code for a protein of 613 amino acids. Lineage: Eukaryota; Metazoa; Chordata; Actinopteri; Pomacentridae. The record is from RefSeq and is a predicted model, not a curated record. The transcript is spliced from 3 exons.